Lentinula edodes (shiitake mushroom) is the source of this 422-nucleotide messenger RNA. Its product is annotated as ankyrin repeat-containing domain protein. Bases 34 to 354 code for a protein of 106 amino acids. Gene Ontology annotation, cellular component: cytoplasm; nucleus. The record is from RefSeq and is a predicted model, not a curated record. The transcript has 5 exons. NCBI's taxonomy places the organism in Eukaryota, Fungi, Basidiomycota, Agaricomycetes, Agaricales, Omphalotaceae. Gene Ontology annotation, molecular function: protein binding.
GUCUCGCCCGCCGCUUCUUGGCUUUUACUUAACAUGACCACUCUAUCAGUUCAUUCCGCUGCUCAAACACAUCAAAGCGGAUUAUUGCGCACCCUUGUUUCCGAGAAUCCAAGUUUAGUGAACGCUGUAGACGUAGAUGAACGAACUCCACUACAUUGGGCUGCAUCAUCUGGAGACUUGGAUAUUGCCCGAUACUUGAUUGAUCAGAAAGCGGAAGUGGACAAGGUGGAUGGAAGCGGUUGGUCUGCCUUACAUAUCGCAGUAAGCGCCGGGAAUGACAGCGUUGUCGAAGAACUCAUUGGUGCAGGAGCCGAUGUGAACAGGAAGAAUAGUAAAGGAAUCACCCCCCUGUAAGUAUCCACCAUUUAAUGAUCACAAUCCGAAAAGCAAACAAGUCCGAAGACAUUAUGCAGCGUCAAAAU